Molecule: messenger RNA, 2864 nt
Organism: Phalaenopsis equestris
Lineage: Eukaryota; Viridiplantae; Streptophyta; Magnoliopsida; Asparagales; Orchidaceae
Product: probable inactive receptor kinase At5g58300
Exons: 3
Coding region: 804-2723 (639 amino acids)
Biological process (GO): protein phosphorylation
Molecular function (GO): ATP binding; protein kinase activity; protein binding
Source: RefSeq, a predicted model, not a curated record
CAAAAGUGACGGUUCGCCGUUCUGCUUUACUCACUCCGCUCUCGACUUUAAUGGCGGAUUCGAGCAUCCUUUCAACUCUUUCAAAAACCCUGCCCUGCUUCGAGAUUCUCGCUCGGGCCUUGAUCUAGCUUCGUUUUCUGCGAGAGCUUAGCUAUACGGCUCUGGACUUUUAAACCUAAUGCCAUAAGUAUUCGAAUCUGGAGAACAAUUUUCUGCUAUAUUUCAGAUUCGCGCCUCUUAUCUCUGUCUGACUUGGUCUCAACUAUAAUUCUGUGGUCCAUGACAACGUAAGGAUAGCUAUAGACCGAUAAUGAGUGCAAUAUAUCUACUCUACCCACAGCAAUCGGUCUCAGUUUAAGUUACGAGAAGGAAGAGAAUCUCGUCUCGUCUCUGUACUGUUACUUGUGCGAAACCAGCGGUGGAGCUUUCUCUCUUCUUUGGAAAACUACCAAAAGUGUUACUUUAUCCAUUUCAUGGCCAGCAGCAUAGUUGGUGAUUUUUUUUUCCGGUCAGGUGGAAUCCCAUUUUGUCGAAGGUGGUGUUCUUUGUGUCUGACGCUGUAAUGAAAUAUUAGUCCCCUUUCAUUAAGAUCGGCUUUGUUAUCUUCUCAUUUAGAGCAUCUUCUCUGCUUUUCUCUUGAAAUAUUACUCCCCUUUCAUAAAACGGCUCUGCUUGCUUCAAUUUGUUAGCUUAUGUGUUAAAUUUUGUUUAAACAGCUGAGGGAGGGAGAUUCUGUGGCAUCGCAUGCAGAAAAAACUCUCUUUGAAGUUCUUCCAGAGAAGUUCAGGAGAGCAGUAGCAGUCAUGGAUCCCCUCAACCUCAGAAGCAGCCAAUUUGUGUGGCUUACUUAUUCUGCUUUCCUCUUCCUCUGCUUCUCCCGUCAAGCGGCUGCAGACUUGAGCAGCGACAAGGAAGCUCUCCUUAGCUUCUCUACUGCAGUUCGCCAUGGCAGGAAGCUCAACUGGAGGCUCGAUACGCCAACUUGUUCGUCUUGGAUUGGAGUCACAUGCACCAAAAACGGAACCAGAGUCGUCGGAGUUAGGCUUCCUGGAAUUGGUCUUAUAGGAGACAUCCCUUCCAAUUCUCUCGGAAAGCUUGAAGCUUUGCAAGUCUUAAGCCUCCGAUCCAACGAACUCACCGGCAAACUCCCACCAGACAUAUCCUCCCUCCCUUCCCUCCGCUUUCUCUACCUCCAACACAAUAAUUUCUCAGGAAAUCUACCAGAUUCAUUUUCUCCCACGCUCAACUCUCUCGACCUCUCCUUCAAUCUCUUCUCCGGCGAAAUUCCGGCCGCCAUCUGGAAUUUAUCUCAGCUUGCAUCGCUGAAUCUCGGGAACAACAUUCUCUCAGGACCUAUCCCUGAUCUCAAUCUUCCGAAGCUAAGGCAUCUUAACCUUAGCUUCAACAAUCUGAAUGGCUCUGUACCCUUCUCUCUCCAAACCUUCCCUAAUGAUUCAUUCACCGGAAACCUGCAUUUAUGCGGCCCUCCCCUACCCCAUUGCUCAGCUGUUCUCCCAUCAUCUCCCUCUCCAUCAUUUCCCUCAUCACCUUUCCCUCUACUCCCCAACGACCACCCCAAAAACUCAAACAAAAAACUAACAAUUGGUGUAAUAAUCGCCAUCAUCGUCGGAGGAUUCGCCUUCGUUUUCCUCCUAGCAAUCAUUCUACUUAUAUUCAUUUUGAAGCGGGAAGAUACAGAAUCCAACGAGUUGACGGAGAAGAAGGUGUCGGGCAUUGGAAGGAGGGGAGAGAAAGGGGAGGAGUAUAGCAGUGGAGUUCAGGAGGCAGAGAGAAAAAAACUGUUUUUUUUCGAUAGCUGUUCUUAUAACUUCGAUCUGGAUGAUCUUCUGAGAGCUUCUGCUGAGGUUCUGGGGAAGGGGAGUUAUGGGACGGCUUAUAAGGCGGUUCUGGAGGAUGGGACGACGGUGGUGGUGAAGAGGCUGAAGGACGUGGCGGCGGGAAAGAGGGAUUUUGAGCAGCAGAUGGAGGUCAUUGGGAGGGUUGGAAGCCAUGCAAAUAUUCUUCCUUUGAGAGCUUAUUAUUAUGCAAAGGAGGAGAAGCUUUUGGUGUAUGAAUACGCAUCCGGUGGAAACUUAUCUGCGCUUCUGCAUGGAAACAAAAAUGCAGGAAGAGCUCCUUUAGACUGGGAAUCCAGACUAAAAAUCAUGCUAGGAACAGCAAAGGCUAUAGCUCACUUACACGAAGAAGCUGGCGCAAAGUUCUCCCAUGGCAACAUAAGACCUUCGAACAUCCUCGUCACCCCCGACCUCCAUCCCUUCCUUUCAGACCACGGUGUUUCCCAGCUCAUAAACUCUCCCACCAUCCCCUCCCGAUCAUCCGCCGCCUAUCUCGCCCCAGAGUUCAUCGACACCCGCAAAUUCACCCAUCAGACCGACGUCUACAGCUUCGGCGUCGUGCUUCUCGAAAUCCUGACCGGAAAAUCUCCGAUCUGCGCUCCCGGCCACGACGAGAUCGUUGAUUUUCCGCGGUGGGUGCAGUCUGUCGUUCGCGAGGAAUGGACUGCGGAGGUGUUUGAUGUCGAGCUUAUGAGGUGCCCUAACAACGAGGAAGAAAUGGUAGCGAUGCUUCAGAUCGGGUUGGCUUGUACUUCGAAGGAUCCGCACCAGAGGCCGAGAAUGCAGCAAUUGGUGACGAUGAUUGAGGAUCUCCGGCCGACGGAGUCCGACGAUCGCCGCUCGCCUGAUGAUGGCCGGUUGAAGUGAUUCCGAUAGGGUUUCGUUUGGUAGGUGCAGUGGUGAUGAUAUAGUGGUAAGGUGUUGGCGGUGAUUUUCUAAGUAUUUGGUAUGUGGUUGUGAGAUUGGUUCGGUGCAUUUGAAUUUAGAGCUAAUUUGGAUUUGAUUCGA